This is a messenger RNA of Anguilla anguilla (European eel), 1355 nucleotides long. It is a transcript of the gene adora2b, whose product is annotated as adenosine A2b receptor. The record is from RefSeq and is a predicted model, not a curated record. Gene Ontology annotation, molecular function: G protein-coupled adenosine receptor activity. Gene Ontology annotation, biological process: adenylate cyclase-activating G protein-coupled receptor signaling pathway; G protein-coupled adenosine receptor signaling pathway; vasodilation. The transcript has 3 exons. The coding region runs from base 287 to 1354 and encodes 355 amino acids. Gene Ontology annotation, cellular component: membrane. Lineage: Eukaryota; Metazoa; Chordata; Actinopteri; Anguilliformes; Anguillidae.
UUUUUUUGCCGUCCCUAUGCUUGAAAAGCCAUGUGUUGCGAGGAAGUACAGAGACAGCAGUUACGGACUGCAGUAACAUGUAUCCUACAUCAAAGAGGUACCGCGUAGUGGACAAUGAGCACACUACCAGUCUCGAUCAUUUUCAAUAAGAUGGCAGCCGAACAGACGGACCAGACUUAUGGAACGUUAUUGGAUUACAGCGAACAAAUAGAUUUCAGUUGAUUUGUCAGACUCUGGAUAAAAAACAGACACUAAUUAUGAAACCAAGUUUUUCUCGUCGACGGAAAUGAGUGUUCAGAAGUUUUUAAAGAUGCCUAUGCUCUAUAUAGUCAUAGAAUUGAUUAUUGCUGUUUUGUCUAUUGCUGGCAAUGUUUUGGUAUGCUGGGCCGUUGCCAUCAACACUACACUGAAAAACGCCACGAAUUAUUUUUUGGUGUCUUUGGCGGUAGCAGAUAUUCUGGUCGGAUGUCUUGCUAUCCCUUUUGCCAUCACGAUCAGUAUUGGGCUGCAUUCGGACUUCUAUGGAUGUCUUUUUUUAGCCUGUUUUGUCUUGGUUCUGACCCAAAGCUCAAUAUUCAGCCUUCUGGCUGUUGCAAUUGACAGGUACUUGGCAGUCAAAAUUCCACUAAGAUACAAGGAGCUGAUGACGGGCAAGAGGGCCAGGAAGAUCAUUGCCAUUCUGUGGAUACUCUCUUUCGUGAUCGGCCUCAUCCCCUUCCUGGGGUGGAACAAGAAGCACGAAGUCUGCGGCAGGAACGCCAGCGUUGCGGAGAGGGGUGCUAACGGCAGCUCCAUGGCGACCGGCGGCGGCGGCGGCCUCCUGAACAGCUGCGAGCUGUUCUGCUUCUUCGAGAGCGUGAUGGACAUGAGCUACAUGGUCUACUUCAACUUCUUCGGCUGCGUGCUGCCGCCGCUGCUCAUCAUGCUGGGCAUCUACAUCAAGAUCUUCAACGUGGCCCGCAAGCAGCUGCGGCAGAUCGAGCUCAAGUGCAUCCACGGCGACAGCUCGCACAGCCUGCUGCAGCGCGAGAUCCGCGCCGCCAAGUCGCUCUCCAUCAUCGUGGGCCUCUUCGCCCUCUGCUGGCUGCCCGUGCACAUCCUCAACUGCCUGACGCUCUUCUACAACCAGCUGGAGAAGCCGCCGGCCGUCAUGUACGUGGCCAUCAUCCUGUCGCACGCCAACUCGGUGGUCAACCCCAUCAUCUACGCCUACCGCAUCCAGGACUUCAGGAACACCUUCCGCCGGAUCCUCUUCAAGCACGUCCUGUGCCGGAGGGAGGAGCUCUACCGCAGCUCCAACGGCAGUACAAUCAACAGAGAACAGGUCACCAUGACGAUCGAUCCGUUACUAUAGG